Messenger RNA from Lutzomyia longipalpis, 3210 nucleotides. RefSeq names its product cytoplasmic aconitate hydratase-like. The transcript is spliced from 7 exons. The record is from RefSeq and is a predicted model, not a curated record. Gene Ontology annotation, biological process: citrate metabolic process; tricarboxylic acid cycle. Lineage: Eukaryota; Metazoa; Arthropoda; Insecta; Diptera; Psychodidae. Gene Ontology annotation, cellular component: cytosol; mitochondrion. Gene Ontology annotation, molecular function: 4 iron, 4 sulfur cluster binding; aconitate hydratase activity. The coding region runs from base 130 to 2832 and encodes 900 amino acids.
CUAGCCUCUUGGUUUGGCAAUUCUGCUUUUGACAUUGUACCCUCCGCCUAAACCAGCACGUAAAUACGUGACUUUUUUCAGUUUUUCGCAUUUUCUGAAUUUCCUUCUGUGAGCGCAAUUUUAACCGCAAUGGCACAGCCAAACCCAUUCAAGCAUUUGGAGCGCAAAAUUUCCAUCAACAACCAAGACUAUGUUUUCUACGAUAUCUCAUCAUUGGGGGCUGAAUUCGACCAACUUCCUUUCUCAAUACGUGUCCUGUUGGAAUCUGCAAUCCGGAAUUGUGAUAACUUCCAAGUCACGGAGAAAGAUGUGCAGAGCAUUCUAUCGUGGAAGGGAAUCAAGGGGGAUGAUGCGAAUAAACAGGAGGUGGAAGUUGCAUUUAAGCCAGCUCGUGUGAUCCUUCAGGAUUUUACAGGAGUACCGGCUGUUGUUGACUUUGCAGCAAUGCGCGAUGCCGUCCUCCGGCUAAAGGGUGAUCCCAACAAGAUUAAUCCAAUUUGUCCAUCUGAUUUGGUGAUUGAUCAUUCCGUUCAGGUGGAUUUUUCACGUACACCCGAUGCCCUAACCAAGAAUCAAGAUUUGGAGUUUGAACGGAACAAGGAGAGAUUUACAUUCCUCAAGUGGGGUGCCAAGGCAUUCAAUAAUAUGCUGAUUGUACCACCGGGAUCGGGUAUUGUGCACCAGGUGAAUCUGGAAUACCUUGCCCGUGUAGUCUUUGAGGAUCCCGUCAAUGGGGCAAAGGUACUCUACCCCGAUAGUGUUGUUGGUACAGAUUCCCACACAACAAUGAUCAAUGGGCUCGGAAUUCUUGGAUGGGGUGUUGGGGGUAUUGAAGCUGAGGCCGUAAUGCUGGGUCAGGCAAUUUCUAUGCUCCUCCCCGAAGUUAUUGGCUACAAACUCGUUGGCAAACUCAGCUCUCUGGCCACAUCCACGGAUCUCGUGUUGACCAUCACGAAGCAUUUACGUCAAAUUGGUGUUGUUGGGAAAUUCGUGGAGUUCUUUGGGCCCGGUGUUGAGGAAUUGAGUAUCGCCGACAGAGCUACAAUCAGCAACAUGUGUCCCGAAUAUGGGGCAACUGUUGGCUUCUUCCCCGUUGAUAAGAAUUCUCUCGCCUAUCUUAAGCAAACAAACAGAUCAGAUGACAAGAUCAAUGUAAUUUUCAAGUAUUUGGAAGCUACCAAGCAACUCCGGGACUAUGGGAAUGCUGCUCAAGAUCCUCAUUAUACUAAAAUUGUCACAUUGGACCUUUCUACGGUGGUUACAUCUGUUUCUGGACCAAAACGACCACAUGAUCGUGUUGCUGUUAGUGAGAUGCAGCUUGAUUUUAGAUCCUGCCUCACCAAUAAGAUUGGCUUCAAGGGCUUUGAACUCAAUCCGGACUCACUUUCGGCAAGUGGGGAGUUUACCUGGUCCGAUGGAAAAACCUAUUCCCUCAGGCAUGGAUCGGUGGUUAUUGCUGCAAUCACCUCGUGUACCAACACCAGCAAUCCUUCCGUAAUGCUGGGAGCGGGUUUGCUGGCACAGAAAGCCGUCAAUGAGAACCUGAAGGUCGCCCCGUACAUUAAGACAUCUCUCUCACCUGGCUCUGGUGUUGUCACCUACUAUCUCAAGGAAUCUGGUGUGAUUCCAGCACUGGAAACUCUUGGAUUCGAUGUUGUUGGCUAUGGCUGUAUGACGUGUAUUGGAAAUUCAGGGCCAUUGGAGGAGAAUCUGGUGAAUGUGAUUGAGAAGAAUGGCCUGGUUUGCGCAGGAGUCCUCUCGGGGAAUAGGAACUUUGAGGGUCGCAUUCAUCCCAACACCAGGGCCAAUUACCUAGCCAGCCCUCUCCUUGUGAUUGCCUACGCUAUUGCAGGAACAGUGGAUAUUGACUUUGAGAAGGAUCCCCUGGGAACUAGGCCUGAUGGAUCAAAGGUCUUCCUCAGGGAUAUCUGGCCAACACGACAGGAAAUUCAUGCUGUUGAGCAAAAGUACGUGAUUCCAGCAAUGUUCCAGGAAGUUUAUGGGAAAAUUGAAAUGGGAUCAUCAGCAUGGCAAGCACUGCAGGCACCAACGGGAAAGCUGUAUCCAUGGGAUGGGGAAUCAACGUACAUCAAGCAUCCACCAUUCUUUGAGGAAAUGACCCGCGAGCUGCCACCAAAUCGUCCCAUUGUCGGUGCCAGGGUUCUCCUCUUCUUGGGCGACUCCGUGACCACGGAUCAUAUCUCUCCAGCUGGCUCCAUUGCCCGGAAUAGUCCAGCUGCACGGUAUCUCGCCUCGAAGAACCUCACUCCACGUGAUUUCAACUCUUACGGAUCUCGCCGUGGGAAUGAUGCAAUAAUGGCCAGAGGGACAUUCGCCAACAUUCGCUUGGUUAAUAAACUCGUACCCAAUCCCGGACCGAGGACUCUGCACAUUCCAACAAAUACCGAAUUGGAUGUUUUCGACUGUGCUGAGCAGUAUGGGAAGGAGAUGACACCGCUCAUCCUACUCGUGGGGAAGGACUAUGGAAGUGGAUCAAGUCGCGAUUGGGCAGCCAAGGGGCCCUACUUGCUGGGCAUACGGGCUGUCAUUGCGGAGUCCUACGAGAGGAUUCAUCGGUCGAAUCUCGUCGGGAUGGGUAUCAUUCCACUGCAGUACCUCGAUGGACAGAAUGCCGAUACAAUUGGCCUCACGGGCAGGGAGAUCUUCAACAUUGCCAUUCCCGAUGAUUGCAAGCCGGGUCAAAUAAUUACCGUUGAAACAAAUUGCGGGAAGAAAUUCCAAGUUCUCGUGCGUUUCGACACAGAAGUGGAUCUAACGUACUACCGCAAUGGAGGGAUCUUGAACUACAUGAUCCGCAAAAUGCUUGAUUAAGAAUUUAUCAUUUUCUCUUCUCUUUCAUUUCUUUUUGUAUUUGUAACUUUUGUAGUUAUUUAGUGAGGAUAGCAAUAUUAUUUUAAAUGGAAAAUGUUGGCAAUGAUGGCAAAUAAAUAACUCAAAUUGUUAUAAUAUAUUUUUUGAUAGAAAGUUUUGUUAAAAAAAUAGCCUCAGAGAGAUAAUGGAGAAAAAGCAAUUUCAUUUAAUUACUAACUCACGAUGAUUGUUAGUUUGUUGAAAGGCCAUUCGCAUGAAUUUUCUUUCUUGCGAUUAGUGAAGAAUUUAUUUUUUUGAUUGAUUUGUAAAGGCUUGGGAUUUUAUACAAUUUUUUUCUGGCAAUUUGUAAUAAAAGUAUUUCAAGAAAAAUGAAAAAAA